Messenger RNA from Gastrolobium bilobum, 2561 nucleotides. RefSeq names its product ferric reduction oxidase 6-like. The record is from RefSeq and is a predicted model, not a curated record. NCBI's taxonomy places the organism in Eukaryota, Viridiplantae, Streptophyta, Magnoliopsida, Fabales, Fabaceae. Gene Ontology annotation, molecular function: oxidoreductase activity. The transcript is spliced from 9 exons. Gene Ontology annotation, cellular component: plasma membrane. The coding region runs from base 116 to 2320 and encodes 734 amino acids.
UACCUGGUAUUUUUAUGGGGCUUUGUGCUUCUCCAAGAAGCAGGUAGCACAUUAGUGCAUUGCAGGAUAUACCAUCUACGAGUUUGAGCAAUUUCUUGUUGUGGUGGUGCCUUCCAUGGAGAAAAACUCUGUUGAUGAUAGUCCUUUGCUUUCUCCUAGAGGUGAUGAAACUGUUGGUUAUGCCAGGAAGACACAUCCUAUUGUCUCAGCUACCAAAUGGACUCUCAAGUUUGUGAUUUGCGUGAUCUUCAUUGCAUGGGCAACUUCUAUUUUUCUAUACCCAGCAGAACCAGUGCAUGACUUGUUUUCAAAGUGGAUCAAUUCCACCAGUGGAAAUCCUUUAGGAAUCACAGGAAGCAUUUUUCUGAUCUUCAGUGCUCCAGUUCUCAUAAUUGCAUUCCUUGCCAUUGUGCACCUAAUUAUUUGUGGGGAGGAUAAGCAGCUUCAUGAGAAGAAGAAUUCCAAGUAUCCAAGAUUCCGCCUAUGGACUUUUCCAGUGCUUGUCAAUGGACCAUUUGGGGUUGUUUCUGCUACUGAGUUCAUUGGGAUUGUCCUCUUUUCUGCAUAUGUUAUCUGGGCUUUCUGUGCCUAUGCUGUGCAGGCCUUUGGAUUUAUGUCUGGUCAAUCAUCUUUCAGAACCAAGAGCAUGUUCAUGUUGGAAAUUAUGGGACUUCGCUUGGGUUCGAUUGGGUUAUUUUGCAUGGCAUUUUUAUUUCUUCCAGUAUCAAGGGGAUCUGUUCUUCUCCGCUUUAUAGAUAUCCCUUUUGAACAUGCUACGAGAUAUCAUGUAUGGCUGGGACACCUAACAAUGGUGCUUUUUACUCUCCAUGGACUCUUCUAUGUAAUUGCAUGGGCAAUGGAUGGCCGCCUCAUACAAGAAGUGAAAGACUGGAAAGAUAUUGGUGUUGCCAAUCUCCCAGGAGUUAUCAGCCUUCUAGCUGGUUUGUUGAUGUGGGUGACCUCUCUUCCUGGAGUGAGGACAUGGAAUUUUGAGUUGUUUUUCUACACCCACCAAUUAUAUGUAGUCUUUGUUGUCUUUCUGGCUUUGCAUGUUGGUGACUUCAUUUUCACUAUGGCUGCUGGAGGAAUAUUUCUUUUUGUGCUUGAUCGUUUUCUGAGGUUCUGCCAAUCACGAAGGACGGUCAAUGUAAUCUCAUCCAGGUGCCUUCCAUGUGGCACUGUGGAAUUGGUUCUGUCAAAACCUCAAAGUUUGAGAUACAAUGCUCUAAGUUUCAUUUUCCUUCAAGUCCGGGAAUUAUCAUGGCUGCAGUGGCAUCCAUUCAGUGUUUCUUCUAGUCCUUUGGAUGGAAAGCAUCACCUUUCUGUUCUCAUUAAGGUUCUUGGCAAAUGGACAGAAAGGUUGAGAGAAAACAUUAUUAAUGUUGAUGCACAAAAAGUUUUGUUAACAGCUUCGGUUGAGGGACCUUAUGGUCAUGAAGUACCAUACCACUUGAUGUAUGAAAAUCUUAUAUUGGUGGCUGGUGGUAUUGGACUUUCACCCUUCCUUGCUAUAUUAAGUGAUAUUCUCCACCGUGUGAGGGAGGGGAAACCUUGUCAACCAAGAAAUAUUUUGGUUGUUUGGGCAGUGAAAAAAUCAAACGAGCUUCCACUUCUUUCAACCAUUGACAUGGAAACAAUCUGUCCAUUCUUUUCUGAUAAAGUAAAUAUUGAUACAAAUAUUUAUGUCACUAGAGAAUCAGAUCCUCCAGUGGAAGAGGGACACAUUUACAAACCAAUUAAGUCUUCAUUCUGCCCUGUGCGGCCUGUGCCUAGUGCUUGUGGCAUGUCUGUUUUGGUUGGGACAGGAAACAAUUUUUGGUCUGGACUAUAUGUCAUCUCAUCUACCGUUGGCUUUCUGAUCUUACUAAGUUUGUUGAAUAUUUACUAUAUAAACCCAUUUGGCGUAUAUAAAUGGUGGUACAAAGGGCUACUAUUUGUAAUCUGCAUGGUUGCAAGUGUUGUUAUCUUUGGUGGUUUAGUGGUUGGAAUGUGGCAUAUUUGGGAAAAGAAAAGUUCAAUGAGGGAUAAGUCCAAUAAUAUAAAGGUUGAUAAAACUGAGCAAAAUGGUUCUAUGCCUCCCAAGGAUCCAAUUCAAGACAAAAUUGCAAAAUCAACUGUCAUUCGUUAUGGUUCUAGACCAGACUUUAAAGAAAUAUUUGCAUUGAUGUCAGAGAAAUGGGACCAUGUUGAUGUUGGUGUUAUAGUUUGUGGUCCUCCAACUCUUCAGUCAAGUGUUGCUCAAGAAAUCAGGUCACACAGUAUGACAAGACAACGCCAUCAUCCCAUCUUCCAUUUCCACAGUCAUAGCUUUGAUCUCUAAGAUGGAAGACAUGCAUGCAUUCUCUAAUGAAAAACCAUAUAUAUAUAUAUCUGUAGCAUAUAGCAGUAAUCCAAUACUGCAAUCCAUUGCAGGAUAAGGUGCUAAAAUCUUUAGAAGGAUUCUAAGUGGGAUAGUAUAUAUUACUCCUUAUGUGAAUAUAAUAUAUAUCUAUCACUAGACAUAUUUGUAUGCAAUUUCAGCUUCAGUCUUGUAUAUACUCGUUUUUCUUUUAUUUCCAAGU